Molecule: messenger RNA, 2035 nt
Organism: Eruca vesicaria subsp. sativa (arugula)
Lineage: Eukaryota; Viridiplantae; Streptophyta; Magnoliopsida; Brassicales; Brassicaceae
Source: the annotation of a GenBank genome assembly
AUGACGAAAACACCCCUCACCGUCGCCCUCCUCUUCUCCCUCCUCAUCUCCGCCGUGAUCCCUCCUUCCACAGCCGAGAUCAAAUCCCUCCUCAUCUCCUCCGACGCUCGCCCCAUGAUCCUCUUCGAGAAAUUCGGAUUCACACACACCGGCCACGUCACGGUCUCCGUCUCCUCCGUCUCCGUCGUCUCCACCUCCCCAGAUCCGAACCCGGAUCCAUCUCGCCUCGGCUUCUUCCUCCUCUCCGAGGAGUCUCUCCUCCAAGUCCUCCUCGAGAUCCAGCAGAACGCUAGAUUCUGCGUUCUGGACUCGCACUACGUCACGCAUCUAUUCACGUUCCGAGAUCUCUCCCCUCCUCCGAACUCGCGGUUCAACCACUCGUACCCCGUAACUGCUCCCAACGAGUACUCUCUCUUCUUCGCUAACUGCCUCCCGGAAACUAAAAUCUCAAUGGCGGUUAGAACUGAAAUGUAUAACAAAGAUCCUAACGGAUCUAAAGAUUAUCUGCCAGCUGGAUCUACUCAGCUCCCCUCUCUUUACUCGUUUUUUUUCCUAUGCUACGUGGCGUUCCUCGGUUACUGGAGCUACACUUGUUAUACUAACAAACGAGUAGUUCAUAGGAUCCAUCUCCUCAUGGCGGGUCUCCUUUUAAUUAAAUCGUUAAACCUAAUCUGCGCAGCGGAGGAUAAACACUACGUGAAGAUCACGGGGACGCCUCACGGAUGGGAUAUACUUUUCUACAUCUUCCAAUUCAUAAGAGUGGUGCUUCUCUUCACAGUGAUCAUCUUGAUCGGAACGGGAUGGUCGUUCUUGAAACCGUUCUUGCAGGAGAAGGAGAAGAACGUGUUGAUGAUUGUGAUCCCUCUUCAGGUAUUAGCCAACAUUGCUUCGAUUGUGAUAGGUGAAACGGGGCCGUUUAUUAAAGACUGGGUCACGUGGAACCAAGUGUUCUUGCUUGUUGAUAUCGUGUGUUGCUGCGCGAUUAUCUUCCCUAUCGUAUGGUCGAUUCGGGCGUUGAGGGAGACGUCGAAGACCGAUGGGAAGGCCGCGAGGAACUUGUCGAAGCUGACGCUGUUUAGGCAGUUUUAUAUUGUUGUGAUUGGGUAUUUGUAUUUCACGAGGAUUGUGGUGUUUGCGUUGAAGACGAUCGCGGCGUAUAAGUAUCAGUGGGUGAGCUUUGCGGCGGAGGAGAUUACCGGUUCGAUCGGGUUUAGUAAUUCGGCGAGGGAUUUUGAUUUUCUUAAGACGGCCGUGAAAGGAACUGUGACGGAGAGGUUUGCAAUGGGAGGAGGAGGCGUGGAGGAGCUGACGGAAGAUGAGAAGAGAGCCUUAAGAGGAAGCAAAUUCGCUCCGCUUACUUCUCUUCCCUCCACUUCUCGCUCUCAGCCGCCCAGAUUGGCUCAUCCAGGUGGACCUUUGAAAACAAACAAGGCAGCGGCUUUAGCCAAGUUUCUAGAAAGGAAGCUGCAAGAUCCUAAUGGGUUGUCUUCCCUUGAUCCUGAUCUUAUCGAAUUAGCCGUCAAAAACGCCCGAGACACCGUUAUUUCGAGUGGGGCUUCGAGUUCAGGAAGAAGAAUCCAACACGUUGCCUCAUUUGAAGACGUCGAGGUAUCUUCUGAUGACGAUAAGAUAGAGAACACUAAGCUUGCCAAAAAGAAAAAGAAGAAAAACGCAAAGAAGAAAAAAGAAGAGAAAAAGAAGCAGAAAAACAAAAAGCAUAAGCAACAGAUCAUAGUGGAUGAAGAUGCGAAGCUGAAGAGACCCAAUAAGAAGUUGAAGCUUUAGUGUCCCUUUUUGCUUAUACAAUACUAUUCACAUGUUUGACAAAGAUGGGUUAACUGGAUCGGUUAGUCUAAUGGUUUUCAUGUAAGACUAGAGUCAUGAUCUUUCUUCUUUUAUCCGUCUUUAUUAAUUUAAAUCUGAGACUGCAGUUGUUUGUGGUUUUUGGAACAAAUAGCUUUGUGAAUCUGAACUUUAUGUUCUUGUUGUUGAAAAAAAUGAUUGUGUUUUAGCCUUUUAAAAUUGUAAGUAUGAG